Cornus florida is the source of this 1368-nucleotide messenger RNA. RefSeq names its product putative UPF0481 protein At3g02645. Bases 1 to 1368 code for a protein of 455 amino acids. The transcript has a single exon. NCBI's taxonomy places the organism in Eukaryota, Viridiplantae, Streptophyta, Magnoliopsida, Cornales, Cornaceae. The record is from RefSeq and is a predicted model, not a curated record.
AUGGCCGAAAGAAGAGAAUCACAGUUUCAGGAGAUGUUGGAGCUUCUUCGGAGUGAUAUACGUGAAAACAGAUCAAGCAACACUCCGAUGGCUGGCGAACUACGCACGACAAGGGUCCAUGGCAUGUAUAGGGUCCCGGAUGUGCUUCGUGUACAAAAUGAGGACGCCUAUCGUCCAAGCUGCGUAUCUAUUGGGCCUCUUUGGAGAGGAAGACCAGAUCUAGUAGAGAUGGAGGCCGUGAAAAAGAGGUAUAUGGGUGAGCUACUUGAGCGAAAUGGAACACUUGCGGCAACAGUACUAGCAGAAUGUACGGAAGCUAUGUUCAACUUGAUGUCCCGUGUUAUGGAAUGCUAUUCCCAAAGGUAUGGUGAUGACUUCUAUUCUGUAAGAGACAUGGCAUGCAUGGUGAUUGAUGGUUGCUUCAUAAUUGAACUUCUCUACAAGAAUUACGUUCCGGUCAUAGAGACAUGGAUGUCUGACCCAUUUUUGCAGAACCAUUUGAAGUAUGAUCAGGUCAGACGUGACCUGCUAUUGCUCGAGAACCAAAUCCCCUUCUUUGUUCUUGAUGAAUUGUUCAAGCUGACAGUGGAACCAAUCCCGGAUAGUACUACUAUAUCGGGCCGCCCAGUCUCCCUCCGUAGAUGUGUCGUUUCAUUCUUUGGAGAUAUGAUGAUGAGACGAGAAAAUAUUGGUGGUGAAAUAGAAAACCUGGAAAACAAUUUCCCUUAUCAUAUACUCCAUUUUUUACACAUUUGUUACCAAUCUCCUUUGCAGAAGGCACCGAAAUGGUACCAACACAAAGAGAAAACUACACUCAAAUACAGUGCAACAAAACUUCAAAGUGUAGGAGUCAAGUUUGGGCCACGUAUCAGAAGAGAGAGCCUAUUUGAUUUGAAAUUUAGCACGGAUCGUUGUUGCUUUUGGUUGUGGAGAAGAGCUCAUUUUCAAAUCCCACGUUUCUCUAUCAAUAGAUCUACUGAAUUAUUAUUGAGAAACCUCAUUGCUUUCGAGCUUUGUUGUGCCGGUGUUAACCAGUACUUCACAUCUUAUGCUGUCGCCAUGAGCAGCCUCUUGGACUCUGCAGAAGAUGUUGAAUUGCUUGAAGAAGCCGGAGUCAUUAGUAACACGUUGGGUUACAGUGAAAAGGUGUCAGAACUCUUCAAGAAUAUUACCAGUGAAGAAAGUAUUGUAAGUAAUCAAUUCCAUUUUUACAAUGAUCUGUGGAUGGAGGUGAGGGAUUUUUGCACACCUUGGCGACUAGCUCUUGCUAAUGCAAACACACAAAUGGCAGUAGCUUUUGCCAUUAUCCUGAAUCUCAUCACACUUUUGUCCUCCAUCUACACCGUUCUUUCUUAUUAUCGCAACUAG